Molecule: messenger RNA, 177 nt
Organism: Dentiscutata erythropus
Lineage: Eukaryota; Fungi; Glomeromycota; Glomeromycetes; Diversisporales; Gigasporaceae
Source: the annotation of a GenBank genome assembly
CACUUCGUUUAUACAAACUAGUAAUAUUAAACAAUUAAUUUCUUAUAAUCCAAUGAGUUUUGAAAUUAUUGAAAGUGCUGAAGUCACUGAAAAUAUUCAAGCUACUGAAAAUGCUAAAGUAACUGAAAGUAUUAAAGCUACUGAAAACGCAGAAGACAUGCAAGAUUCAGAGGAAUU